AUGAUAACAGUUAUGGAUGAUUUGGAUAUGCAUGACAUCGAAAACAAUCAUCUCGAUGAAGAAAAUCAUCAGUUUGGUUCUACUGAUUCAGAGAUUUUUCAUAACGAGGAAAAUCAAUCGGAAACCCAAGAUAUGAAUGACAUCGGAAAUGAUCAUUACGAUGAAGAAAAUCAUCAAUUCAGCUCUUGUGAUUCAGAGAUUCUGCAUAAUGAUGGAAAUCAAUCGGAAAUCCAAGUUCAAAGUGACAAUGUUGCAGCACAAUAUGGCUCUUGCAAACAAUUCAUUGGAGCUGAUGGUUCUUUAUUUUGGAUUCCAGAGGUUGAAGCUAAUUGGAUACCUAUUGUGGGUUCAAUUUUUAAAGAUAUCAAAGAUAUAAUUAAGUGGUAUAAAGGAUAUGCAUUAAGAUCUAGUUUUGAUAUUAGAAAAUCAACAGAGAGGAAAAAGAGUGGAAUCACAACUUCGAAAUAUUUUAUAUGCAAUAGAGGGGGGUUGCCAAACACUUCUACCUUAGACACAAUUAGUGAUCAUCAUAACAAGCAAUUGAUAAAUAAAGUUUACCUGUGGCGCUUUGAACAACAACACAACCACAAAUUGAUCAAUCAAGAUUGUAUGCAUCUUUCAAGAGCUAAACGUCACUUGAAUGUUGUUGAUCAAGCUUUUAUACAUAAGCUUUCGAGUGCAAAGGUGGGGGAAACUACAACAUAUAGGCUAAUGUGCGUUAUAAAAGGAGGAUGUGAAUUUGUUGAUGGACUAGAGAUAGAUUGGAAAAUUUUUACAAGGGAUAUAAAUUGUCACAUCGGGGGCACUGAUGCAAAUUUGUUGAUUACAAAGCUUCAGAAUCGUAAAGAGAAUGUUACAAAUUUUACAUAUGAAUACAAAUGUGACAAGAAGCAGUUAAAUGCUCUCUUUUGGGCUGAUGACACUUUAAAACAAAACUUUGAGUUAUUUGGGGACGUUGUUUCGUUUGACGCAACAUAUCGUACAAACAGGUAUUGUAUGGUAUUUGUACCUUUUAGUGACAUUGAUAAUCACAAAAGGUGCAUCACUUUUGGAGCUGGUUUGUUGUGUAGAGAAGAUACAAAUUCCUAUAUUUGGUUACUUCGGUCAUUCUUGAAGUGUUUUGGAAAAGCACCAAUCAUGGUCGUGACCGAUCAAGAUCCAGCAAUGAAAAAAGCUAUUGAGAUAGUAAGCUGGGAAACAAUGAAUGAAUCGGAUUUUAAGGCGGACUUCAAUAGUAUAGUAUGGGACCCCAAAAUUUUUGUCAAUGAUUUUGAAAUGAGAUGGGAUGCAUUAAUGGUAAAAUAUAAGUUGCAAGACAAUAAAUGGAUGAAAGAUAUGUUUGAUUUGAGAAGCAGUUGGAUUCCAACCUAUUUUAAAGAUGUACCGAUGUCAGGUCUAAUGAGAACAACUUCUCGGUCGGAAAGUGAGAAUUCAGCAUUCAAUAGGGUAUCACAUCAUGGUUAUACGUUAAACAAUUUCAUGAAUGCUUUUGAGUCUGUUAUGGAAAGGCAAAGGAAUAAUCAGAUCAAAUUUGAUUUUGAUACAUCUACUAUAACUCCAAUCAUCAAAACACCUCUUGAAGAUAUGGAGAAACAUGCAUCUAUGGUAUACACCAGGACUAUUUUUCUCAUGGUGCAGAGGGAGAUUCUUCAUUCACUUGUUUCUUGUUCACAGAAGAGUGUUACAUCAGGCGUUGUUUCUGACAUAUGCAUUGUCAAACAUAAAAGGACAAAUAUAUCAAAGAAGAAGGUAGUAGUUGAGAAAAAAGAAAAAGUUGACAUCGAUUAUGAAUGGAAUUUUAAUACAAGUGAAGGUGAUUUUGAGAUAAUACACAUCUUCUGUAUUCUAAAGAUUUAUGACAUACAAGAGAUUCCGUCAAGAUACAUUCUUAAGAGAUGGAGAAGAGAUAUUAUCCCCACCACAGUUUUGAAAAGGACGUUUAGAUAUGGUGAUUCGUCUGGAAAUGUUGAGAAGGUUGCAUACAAAGCUUUUUCCAUGCUUGAUCAAUGCUUGUCUUCAUUAAGUAAUGAUGACAAGAAGUUAGAAGAGUUCAUGCAGAAGCUUGAAGUUUUUAUGACUGGUAUUGGUGAACAAGGUUCAGGCAAAUUACCGGUUACAAAAGAAGCUCAUAUUGAUAAACUUUACGGAACUACUACGAAUCCUGAAAUUGUUGAUGUUGAAAAUCCACCUAUGGUGAAGAAUAAAGGUUCUGGUACAGGAAAACGUUUAAAAAGUGCUUUGGAGAAGGCUACUAUUCAAGGUAACAAGCAAUCAAGAUCAUGA
This is a messenger RNA of Lactuca sativa (garden lettuce), 2283 nucleotides long. RefSeq names its product protein FAR1-RELATED SEQUENCE 5. NCBI's taxonomy places the organism in Eukaryota, Viridiplantae, Streptophyta, Magnoliopsida, Asterales, Asteraceae. The record is from RefSeq and is a predicted model, not a curated record.